CCGGUCGCAAUACGCUCGCAACAGUCGCCACAGUGCACAGACGCAUCGCUGCGUUCCGUAACCGGUGUACACCGCGUCUGCUCUCCGAAACCGAUUGUCGUGUGCGUUCUCAUAUUUUUUUUUUUUGUAUGCCUUCAAUAAUAUUUAAAUAUUCCUCUAGUGCCAUCGUUAUACGGUCCUAUAGGUUUAUACGAAAGCCGCUGUUCUAUGUGUUUUUGUAACCGUUUCUGAAUAAUAAUAAUAAAAACGUUUUUUCCGCCGUGCGUAAUACGCCGCUCGCAGUCGAAUUUUACAUCAAACCUAAUAGCACAGGUAUACGCGUGACGUUCCCGAAUCGGCAAUAAUUGUUUACGGAGACAUUUUACUAUAAGUUGUGAGUGCGUUUUGGUUUUUACUCGAUUUAUUCGCUUCGACCAGAGUUUUCCCGCGCCUUCUGCCGGACCAGGUUCGACAACAUUCGUUCAAAAUUGGCCGCAUCAAGCAGAAUCCGGUUCGUGUAGCCACUGGCGAAACGGCUGCGCACGAUUUGUUAAAUACCGAUUUGCCAAUUGACUGUAUGAAAAUGACAAUGGACGCCACGGAUAGCGCAAGACUUGGCUUGAACUUGAAUUUGAGCGUACAACCUCAAUCAUACCAUUGGAUUCAAUCACCGAAGGGUACUGAUGACGAGGAUGAGGAUGACCGUAGAAGAGUGGAUGAUGAUUGUUCACCGGAAGAAGAACCGGAUAUCCUGGAAAUGCAGAGAGAAGAACGCGAAACCCUUAAUCAAUUGGCUCGUCGUUUGGCAAAUGGGCCACACGGACUUAUGGGUGGUCACACCGCGUCCAUGAUACAACAUUUGGUUUACCGUCAUCCUAAUGGAAUGCCUUUAUCCGAUCAGAUAGUCAUGCCAAUACCCUCUAGACGACCGGGCAAUAUAGAAUCACCACCAGGAUCCAGUCGAUCAGGUGAUACACCUCUUGGUCAUGAAUAUACAUCGGAAAACGAGUCAUCUCUGUUAGCCAGAAAAGGUGAAGCACAAUCGUGGACUUUUGAAGAACAAUUUAGACAGCUAUAUACUGCAGGCAACGAAACGGACAGACGUAGUUUUCUCGAUUCACUGUUCAGUUACAUGCAGGAACAAGGGACUCCGAUAAGCCGAUUACCAAUCAUGGCUAAACGUGUGUUGGACCUGUACACGCUGUACAAGUUAGUCGUACAAAGAGGAGGAAUUGUGGCGGUCAUAACUAAAAAAUUGUGGCAAGAAAUUAUUCGAGGCUUAGGCUUACCGCCGUCCAUCACUAGUGCAGCUUUCACGUUGAGAACACAAUAUGUCAAGUACCUGUACGCGUACGAAUCGAAAAUGAAUCAGUUCAGUUCGGUGGACGAACUGAACAUGGCCAUAGCUGGAAAUCGACGCGAGGGCCGCCGGAACAAGUCUCUGAUGUCCGAUUACAUGCCCGCGCUUCCGGCGACCACGAUCGCAGGCCACCUGCAUCACCACGGGCAAUUGUCGUCGGCGGUGCACGGCCAACAUCACCACAAUCACCAGCAACAACAGCACCAUCAUCAGCAGCAGCAACAGCACCAUCAGCAACAGCAACAGCAACAGCACUACGCCAACGUGCUGGCCGCCGACGAUCGGUUCCGUCACUUGGCCGCCGCAAUAAUAGACAAUAACAGACACCGCGCCGCCACGGAACAGGUCAGACAGCAGCCGUCGUCCUCGUCGUCGUCGCCGCGGCCAGGCAGUCCGAUGCAACGGCUGUCCCAACUGCAGCCACCGCCGCCGACCGCAGCGGCCGAAUCGUCGCCGUUGUUCAACGGCCACCAGCUGCAAUUGCCGCCGUACCAGUCGGCCACGAUGAUGGCCGCUGCAGCGCAUCAGGUAGCGGCCGCCGGUGACAGCAGCAAACAGAGAGAAAUUCUCAGUAUGUUGAUGUGGAUGGAUUUAAUGAGAGUUAAUCAAACAGCUAUGCCUAGACUAUCAAUACAAAACUUGCAACAAUCAUGCAACCCGUCACCGUAUGCCACCGUACCAGCCGCGAUGAAUUUGCAACGUCAGUCUCCGGUCGCAUUGCAUUCAAAUAACGGACCGGAACAAUGUGAGGCGUUGAAUUUAGGCAAAAAGGAUCAAGGGACGAACAACAAUAACGCGGGUGAAAACGAGGAUGAGCCGGAUCAAAAACGUAUCAAAAAAGAACGGUCGCCACGAGCUAUCGUGGUUAGUCGUCCCGUCAGUCCCAAAACAAGCCCAGAACGUUUUCCGGCACCAACCGGAAGCAGCCCAAUACGGGAGUCGGCUACAUCGCCUGAACGGAAUGACGACAACCAAGCAAUGGAGAGCAACGGAACGAUCGAAAUGGACAUAGACGUGUCGGCCGGUACGCCUAGCGGUCUCAAAAUAAACGUUUGUAAAAAAACAAAAAAUGGGAUCUACAAAGGUCAACUUAUCAAAGUCGAAUCAGAAUUAAAUGGAGAAACGAAGAACACUAGACCCUUUAUUUUGCGCCUCAAUGGUGAACUCUACACAGGAUGCCUACAACAACAAAGCAGUCUUGAUAAUCAUGACGACCAACAUUCUAAUUAAAACAGAAAACGUUGUUAAGCACAAUGAAUGAUUUUUUUCCUGUAAAUAUAAUAUUAAAUAAUAGCUUAGAAAACAAUUAAGCAACAUAAAUAAAAUAUUUAAUAUUAAUAGAAUAGGUGCGUAAUAUUAUCUAUUCAUCAUCAUAUUAUAAAUAAUAAACUUAUAAAAAUUAAAUAUUAAUGUAGUUAAAUCCAAUAAUGGUUUCAGUUAUUUUUAGUUUAAGAUUAUAAUUGGUCAUACUAUAUGUUUGUUUGUUUUAAAACUACUUUUUUUUAUGGAAAAUAAGUGAUUUGCUAAUAUAAUUAAUAAUUAUACUAUAGAAUAGUUUAAAAAAUAAAUAUUUAUUAUUAUAGUUAUUACGCAUAAUAUAUAUUUGUAUAUAAUAUAUAUAACCCAUAUUACUGCGAGUAGGAGACUUAAUAUUUUUUUACGUUCUUUUUUAAAAUAUAUUUGUAUUAUUAUUAUUAUUGUAAAUAUAGUGUGUAAAUUGUGAGUACUUCAAAUUAAUUUUAAGGCUGUGCAUUCUUUAGAUCUCGUCCUAAUGGGAAAACCAACAACAUAAUGCGUCUUGUAAAAUACAUGUACUUUUUUGGAUUUGAAUAUUAAUCAGUAUUAGCAUCGAUGUAUAAUGAUUGAAUAAAUUACAGUUUUUUUUUUUAUUAUGAUUAUAUAUAUAUUUAGAAAUAUGA
This is a messenger RNA of Aphis gossypii (cotton aphid), 3258 nucleotides long. RefSeq names its product protein dead ringer homolog. The record is from RefSeq and is a predicted model, not a curated record. Gene Ontology annotation, biological process: regulation of transcription by RNA polymerase II. The transcript is spliced from 10 exons. Gene Ontology annotation, molecular function: DNA binding. Gene Ontology annotation, cellular component: nucleus. Bases 557 to 2569 code for a protein of 670 amino acids. NCBI's taxonomy places the organism in Eukaryota, Metazoa, Arthropoda, Insecta, Hemiptera, Aphididae.